CCCGGUCCCCUGGAGGCCCUCCGGCAGCGUGAGUGGCUGCUCAACAUGCAGGAGCACCAAGAGAUUCAGUGUCUAGAGGCGGCUGUGAACCGCAGGCAGGCCAUGGAGGAGCGGCAGAUCUCUUCCGGAAGCAGGAGAAAAACAGAAAGUAGCAUUGGAGCAUCUGAGCCUUUGGAUGCCCCAGCACACUCUGAAAAAGGGAAGACUGCUGAUUCUCCAAAAGCUUCCCCCAGGUCUAACUCUCCCCAGAGGGAUUCCCCCAGAAGAAACUCCCCCAGAAGAAAUUUGCCUAGAAGGAAUUCGCCCAGGAGAAACUCGCCCAGAAGGAACUUGCCCCAGAAAAAGCCUCACAGGAACAAGUCUCCAAGGAAGAGUUCACCAAUAAAGACCUCGUCAACAGAAACCUCACUAAGGAGGAACUCACCAAGGAGGAACUCACCAAGGAGGAACUCACCAAGGAGGAACUCUCCAAGGAGGAACUCUCCAAGGAGGAACUCUCCAAGGAGGAACUCUCCAAGGAGGAACUCACCAGGGAGAUAUUCCCCAAAAAGAGACUUGGCAAAGGGGAACCUUCCAAGAAGGAGGUCACCAGGGAGGCACUCUCCAAGAAGAAACUCCACAGGAAGAAACUUUAGAAGGACAAACUCUCCAAAGAACAAUUUUCCAAGAGAAAACUCGCCGAGCGGGAACUCCCAUGGAAAAAGCUCGCCCAGAAGAAGUUCGUUCCGAAGAUGCUCCCCUAGGAAUUCUCCAAGGAGAGGCUCCCUGGGGAGAAACUCGCCCACCAGAAAUUCAUCGAGGGGCCAUUCGAUCGAAAGAACUCGUACAAGCCUAGUUUCUCCGAGAAGUCUUCCAGGAAGCAACUCAUUAAGGAGUUCCUCUCCCCAGAAACCUUCCUCAGUGAGACCUCCAGGUUUGGAGGUAGACCCCCCCAGAAUGUCCACUGGAAGUUCUGGCUCUAAGCUCUCCGACAGAAGCAGCCUUGGCCAAGAGCCAGAAAGUGCUUCCUCACAAGACAAGGCAGCUUCAGAGAAAGGGUCUUCCCCAGAGAGGAGGGCAUUCCUAGACAAGAGGACAUUUCCUGACAGGAAGUCAUUCCCAGAAACGAGAACAUUUCCAUUGAGGAGUACCUCCCCAGAGAGAAGGGCUUCCUUUGAGAGCAGGUUUCCGAGGGAUGUUUCUCCGGAGAGCCUGUCCUCUUCUCGAAGCAGUCCUGUGGUGCAUCAGCGGGGUGCUGCAUUGGGGCACCGAAGGCCAAGGAGAGCCGGUCCCAGAAGGCCCACUUUUUGGACUCCCGAAACUGUGGUGGCACACAGCCUGGAGCCUCUGGAUGUGAACGUGUGGGAGGAGCGACAGCAUCGGGGGCAGCCGCUGUGCGGUCCCGCGCCCAUCACCCCGGAGGACGAGAGCGCCAUGCUGGCCAGAGCGUUGGAGCAGAGCUGCCUCGACAGCCCUCCCACCAGGCAGUUUCCCGAGGACGAAGAAGAACAGCUCCUGCAGGUCAUAGAGCGGUCCAAGCGGGACGUGGGUCCCAGUGCUGCCACCUGUCCCAGUCCUGUCCAAGAGGAGCCACCGCCCACGACUGCCGUUCCUUCGCCACUUCCCGGGGGCUGCUCCCCCGCCUCCGAGUGCACUUCCGCCUCGUCCGGCGGCUCCUCGCACGGUUCAGGAGCUUUUCCUUGGACGUCCCACCAGCGCAAGGACCACUGGCAGCAUCGAGGUGGUUAUUCACGGACCCCCAGGGCGUACCAUCAUGGCGGAGGGGGUCAAAGGAACUUAGGACCUUCCACCUGGCACGGCCAGAAUGGCUUGCGCCAUCGAGCCGGAUGGUGUGACGGCCAGCGAAGGAACUCGUGGGAAAACCGGGACCUUAAAGAGGAUCGUCAUGGGCCUAACCAGCAGCACGAGCCAGAAGAGAACUGGAAAGAGAAGAUGCUGGCACGUCAUCCGGGAUCGCAGAACAGAACUCUUGCGUGUCAGCAGGAAUCCCAAAGCACGUUCCAUCAAGAGGAGCAGCGUGGAUACUCCAUGCCUGACCGGAAUCCUCUUGCGGCCCAUCGGGCGCGGUCGGGCGCCUCCUCCCCUUCCCACUUGAGAACCAUUGCACCGUCUGCGUCGUGCGACGGGCUGCAGGAUCUUCCGGACACAGUGACGGUGGUGGGGACCAUUGACGCACGCAAUCUGAUGCGUUCCAAGGGGGACGGGGAGCCAGGGGAUUCCUCUGGUGCCCCUAGGAAGGAAGAGAAUGCCGACAUGAGCUUCGACCAGUGGUUGUCCUUGUGUGGCAAGUACAUGCCCCUGCUGACCAGGGGCAUGAUGGAGGUGCAAAAGUCGUGCGUGGCCGUGCAGAACAUGGGCAUGAAUGGGGCCUUGUACGCUCCCCCGGACGGCACUCCUGUCCCCUUCAUGCCACACAGCUUGCACGCUCCCCACAUGGCGGGUAUGUCGCAGGCUCCGCCCAGUGCCCAAGUGACGACCGCCUUCCACUAUGACCAAAGCAGGGUGGCCCUCGUACGGGCGCCCACUUGGGGGACAUCCGAAUGUGCGCCGUACCUCCCCGGCGCCGAGUUUAGGCUGUCGUGUCCAUCGCCGCCCGUGCUGUCUCCCCCCUUUGUGACUGACGGUUUCCUACUCCAGCAGCAGCCGCAGCCGCAGCAGCUUCAUUCUCCCGCGGUGCCUUCCAGCACACUGAACCCUCAGGCGCAGCCGUUCCAGCCCCCCGUGCCACCUCUUCCAAGCCGGAGGGGUGGCAGCCAGCCCCAGCAGCUGCAGCGUCCUCACGGACUGGGGCCCCCCGGUCGGGGCACUUCGUCCCACGGCCGGGGGAGGGGCCGUUUCGACCUGCCUCACCACGGCCGCCUGAGACGGUAGGGUGACGGUGGCGAUCCGGAGUUCAGCCAGCCACCCCACAUGCGUUGCUGACCGUCGUGGUCCUUGCUGCACGUGGGUACCUUCAACUCAUUUGAAUGUGUGUGGGGAGACAUCUUCAUAACAAAGUGCCUAAAACUGUGAACAUUACCGUGGAAGAGGAUUAAUUUCAUCGGACAGAUUCAGGAUGCCUUGUUGGUCACAACAUGAAAUAAAUACUAGAGUUCAUUUUGGUU
Messenger RNA from Ixodes scapularis (black-legged tick), 3104 nucleotides. Its product is annotated as TRIO and F-actin-binding protein. The transcript is spliced from 5 exons. The record is from RefSeq and is a predicted model, not a curated record. Bases 46 to 2871 code for a protein of 941 amino acids. NCBI's taxonomy places the organism in Eukaryota, Metazoa, Arthropoda, Arachnida, Ixodida, Ixodidae.